Molecule: messenger RNA, 1029 nt
Organism: Sungouiella intermedia
Lineage: Eukaryota; Fungi; Ascomycota; Pichiomycetes; Serinales; Metschnikowiaceae
Source: the annotation of a GenBank genome assembly
AUGGUGAAAGAAACUAAGCUUUACGACUUGUUGGGUGUUUCUCCCUCCGCCCUGGAAACCGAGAUCAAAAAGGCCUACAGAAAACAGGCCCUCAAGUACCAUCCAGACAAGCCAACUGGAGACACAGAAAAAUUCAAGGAGAUUUCCGAAGCAUUCGACAUUUUGUCCAACGGAGACAAGAGGCAGGUUUACGAUGACUAUGGUUUGGAAGCUGCCAGAGGUAAUGCUCCUGCUGGCGGUAAUCCAUUUGCUGGAGCAACUGGAGCAGGAGGACCAGGCGGCCAUUCGUUUAACUUCAGCAGCGGUGGUGGUGGUGGUGGAGGAUUCUCGCAGGCCGAUGCUUUCAACAUCUUCUCCCAGAUGGGUGGCUUUGGCAUGGACGACGGCUUCAGCUUUGGAGGCUCCGGAUUCGGAGGAGGGUCUGGAUUUGGAGGAGGCUCCCACUUUGGCGGAGGUGGAGGCAUGCCAGGCGGUUUUGGCGGACGCUCUGCCCGUCGUCCUGAACCAGAUACCGUGGCUAUGCAGUUGCCUGUGCUGUUAGAGGACUUGUACUCUGGAGGUACCAAGAAGAUGAAGUUGGGUAGAAAGGGUCCAGACGGCUCCAAAGAGUUCAAGGUUUUGGAAGUGAAGAUCAGACCUGGAUGGAAGGCCGGUACUAAGAUCAACUUUGCCAACGAGGGUGACUACCAACCUGAGUGUCAGGCCAGACAGACUGUGCAGUUUAUCAUUGAAGAGAAGCCACAUGCAGUGUUCAAGAGAGACAACAAUGACUUGGUUGCUACUGUCCGUUUGUCAUUUAAAGAGUCGUUGUUGGGCUUUGACAAGGAAAUCACCACUCUCAGUGGAAAGAAGAUCAAUAUCUCCAGAUCCACACCAGUGCAACCUUCAUCGACAAACAGAUACCCAGGCUUGGGUAUGCCUAUUUCAAAGACCCCCGGCCAGAAUGGAGACCUUGUAGUUAACUACAAGAUCGACUUCCCAGUGCUGUUGACUGCUGAGCAGAAGGAGGCCAUCAGGUCGGCAUUCUAG